Messenger RNA from Gymnogyps californianus (California condor), 507 nucleotides. It is a transcript of the gene SMIM28, whose product is annotated as small integral membrane protein 28. Lineage: Eukaryota; Metazoa; Chordata; Aves; Accipitriformes; Cathartidae. The record is from RefSeq and is a predicted model, not a curated record.
AUGAGGUGGCUCUUGGGCAGCAGCUGGAGAAAAUUUGGACACGCUGACAGGGGAAACUAUGACUGGCUAAACAGCGAACCGGGUGGGCCGCUUCUGGAAACAGAGCUUCAGAGCAGACAACAGACAAGUUCAACCAAAGACGACAUAGAACCAUUUCUGUGCAUCAUAUUGCCUGCCACCAUGAUGCUCUUCCUGGCAUUCCUGCUGCUCUUCCUGUACCGCCGUUGCCAGCGCCCCACUCCGCAGGGGCAGAUCUUCAGCAUUGACCUCCCCGAGGCCCUGCCCGAGCACGACGUGUAAUUUCUUUCCGUGCUGCCCUGGAACAGCGAACAGAGUUUCCACUACUCCACUCUGCUCCCUGAUGCCACAUUCCUCACUGUGUGUUUGCCUCCAUCCUAUGAGGAGGCCACCAUGAAGACUUCCAUGGACGAGGCUCACAUUGAGCUCUCUCCAGGUCCAGUGCCUCCUUACGAAGAGAGCACGCUGCAGUCCAGCAGUGCCAAAUAA